Messenger RNA from Rosa rugosa (rugosa rose), 1864 nucleotides. RefSeq names its product glycosyltransferase BC10-like. The coding region runs from base 356 to 1537 and encodes 393 amino acids. The record is from RefSeq and is a predicted model, not a curated record. Gene Ontology annotation, molecular function: glycosyltransferase activity. NCBI's taxonomy places the organism in Eukaryota, Viridiplantae, Streptophyta, Magnoliopsida, Rosales, Rosaceae. The transcript has 10 exons. Gene Ontology annotation, cellular component: membrane.
UUGUUUAUGCUCUUCUUGCAUAAUUCAUUAAUUAAUGAUAAAAUAGAUAGAGGCAGAAGUGGGAAAGAAAAAAUGAGCUUGGGCAUGACUGGUUCUUAAAUGAGGAGGUGUUUUAUUGUCACCGGGUUCUCAACAUGUAACAGAAUUAGCGAAACAGAAAAGCGAAAUGCAGUUUCUGCUGUUCUAAUUAACACUCCACUCUUAAUGAGUUCAUAACCACCCUGAAAGCUUAUAAACGUUUCCUUCAGUUCUCUCUCCUUCUCACACUUUCAUGAUACACAACAAACAUAUUCAUGAUACUCAACAAACAGACACUUUCAUAAAGAUUGCAUGAGGAAACAGAACAAAAACAGCCAUGACAAAGAGAAGGGCUUCAUCACCGAUGCGCCAACUUUCGAGGUUGAGGUCAAGACUCAUCAUCAUCCUCUGUGUCUCGCUAUGUGUACUGGCUUUACUUAGAGUAGUAUUCCAUUCUGAGUCCAACCUCCAGUCCUCCUUCCCCACCUCUCGAAGAAGGUCUCGUGCUUUUAUUGAUAUUCAGUUUGUUGGCCCUCCAAAGGUUGCUUUUCUCUUCCUGGUUCGGCGGGAUCUCCCUCUUGAUUUUCUCUGGGGCACCUUCUUCAAGAAUGGUGAUGGAGCGAAAUUCUCCAUUUACGUUCAUUCAGAGCCUGGUUUUGUGUUUGAUGGAUCAACCACAAGGUCUGCAUUCUUCUUUGGUCGACAGUUAAACAACAGCAUUCAGGUAGUAUGGGGAGAAUCAAGUAUGAUCGAAGCAGAGCGGUUACUAUUUGAAGAAGCUCUUUAUGAUCCAGCCAAUCAAAGAUUUGUCCUUCUCUCAGAUAGCUGUGUACCUCUCUACAACUUUAGUUACAUUUACAACUAUGUAAUGUCUUCUCCAAAAAGCUUCGUUGACAGCUUUAUUGAUGUUAAAGGACAUCGUUAUGAUCCAAAGAUGUCACCUACUAUACCUAAGGAGAGAUGGCGAAAAGGAUCCCAGUGGAUAACAUUGGCUCGAAGACAUGCUGAAAUUGUUGUGGAUGACGACACUGUUUUCCCCGUCUUCAGGGAAUUCUGCAAGCGAUGGCCGCCUACACCCCUGAGUUUUAGAAGGCGACUACUUGCAAUCAAUUGGAUUUUCAAGCUUCCAUUGUUUACAUUUCAGAGGCAUCGCAAUUGUAUCCCCGAUGAACAUUAUGUGCAGACACUACUUGCAAUAAGUGGACUUGACAACGAACUUGAACGAAGAGCAGUGACCUAUACAUUAUGGAAUCAGUCAACCCUAGAAGGGAAAAUAAAAUCUUGGCACCCCUUAACAUUUGAUUAUGCAGAUGCAGCUCCUCAAAAACUAAGACAAAUAAAGGAAAUCAACCACGUCUACAAUGAGUAUGAACAACACAAUGAGUUCUGCCAUACCAAUUCCAAAGUCACUCCUUGUUUCUUGUUUGCACGAAAGUUCACUCUUGGAGCUGCAAUGCGCGUCUUGAGAGAAGGUUUGGUUGGUUCUUAUGAUGUGACAGCAAUACUACGAGAUAUCUAGCCUCUGAAAUCAAACCGGAAAGGGAUGGACGGUGACUCCUUCGGCAUAAUUAAGCAACUACCAUCACAAACAAAACAUCAACAGUUGCACUUGCACACCAGUUGAACAGAUCGAAAAGAAAAUGUAUCAUGCUGGCUAAGUAAGAACAUCUCAGUGGAGAUGCCAAAUAACUAAGAUACUCAAAUUCAUGUGGCAAGUUGAAGCCAUCAUCAAACUCCUCCCUCCAGUAUGCUGUUUAUUAUGAGACUAAAUGGAAUACCAUGUACAAAAUGAAACUUCUCCUUCUCUAUGAAGCGGAGAAUGUAACGACGUCGUAACUCCACGACC